Messenger RNA from Thamnophis sirtalis, 548 nucleotides. The record is from RefSeq and is a predicted model, not a curated record. NCBI's taxonomy places the organism in Eukaryota, Metazoa, Chordata, Lepidosauria, Squamata, Natricidae.
GCAAUUCCAAAGGGAGCGGCGCGGCGCUCGGUUCCGACCGGACGCCUCCUUUCCUCUCUCCGUCCCAGCCGGAUUUUAAGGAAGAGAAAGAGAAGCCCUUCGCUCCGAAUUCGCCCGCCUGCUCGGCGGACCGUCAAAGGGACGGGAUGGAGAGGCAAUCCGGCUCGGCCAAGAAGAAGACGCGCACCGUCUUCUCGCGGAGCCAAGUUUACCAGCUGGAGUCCACCUUCGACAUGAAGCGCUACCUGAGCAGCUCCGAGCGGGCCUGCCUGGCCUCCAGCUUGCAACUGACAGAGACUCAGGUGAAAACCUGGUUCCAGAACCGGCGGAACAAAUGGAAGCGGCAGCUCUCGGCCGAACUGGAGGCGGCCAACAUGGCCCACGCCUCGGCCCAGACUCUGGUGGGGAUGCCACUGGUUUUCAGAGACAAUUCCGUCCUCAGGGUGCCCGUGCCCAGGUCCAUCGCCUUCCCGGCGCCCUUAUACUACCCCGGCAGCAACCUGUCCGCCUUACCUCUUUACAACCUCUACAAUAAGCUCGAUUACUGA